AUGGAAGACAACGCAUCAAGCUGUGCAGCAAGUUCUGGGCCUUCAAAUGCAAGGUGAGAAUUCCCAGUGAUAAAAUAGUCAUAUUAAAGUUUUCUUGAUCAUCUGAAUGUCGGCGUUUACCUUUUUCUUCAUUUACGAAAUGUUUUUUUCGUUUAUUAGUCAUUAGCCUCCUAAAAAACGUGUUCACCAGCUAACAUUUCUUUGACAAAAUAAAUCCCUUUUGGAAACUUGUUUACGUCUUGUGCACAACUUGUUAAUGGUAUUAUUUUUUCUCUUUUCAAGAAAUAUGGAGUGGACCGAAGAACAUGAUAUCCAACUUGCAAGAGAAGUACUUCUCAGUGAACCCUUUCGCUUUAAGCCCAGAACAGUGGAGCAUGGAAAGUGUGGCAAGAAAUUGCAAAUAGGCUAA
Porites evermanni is the source of this 409-nucleotide messenger RNA. Lineage: Eukaryota; Metazoa; Cnidaria; Anthozoa; Scleractinia; Poritidae. The record is from the annotation of a GenBank genome assembly.